CGACAUUGCAAAUGCGCCUGUCGGACAGCGUGGCGGUUUUGGUAUGGCUUUCUUCGACCUGCCUGGUCGUCGCCUUUCACUGCGUCGCCUAGUGAGCAUGUCCUUCCAAGCGGCUCGCGCACUCCGUCUUGACUAUUGACAAUUCGCAUUUGGCUAUCUGUCGCUGCUCACUCAGUUACCCUCAGAUGAAGUAUCUCCAAAAUGCGUUCCUCUUCUGAUACAGAUUCAUCAAGGGGAACAAUGGAUGUAUCACACCCGGCAAGUGGGAUCAACAGACAUCACCCAAGGUCAUUGUUCUCUAUCACUCUCUGCUAUCCCAUAAGCCGCAGAAGCAGGUCUGCCAUUCAAAGGCUUACCACUCCUUCGCCGGCAUGCGAGGAGAGCAUCCACUAUCCAGUGUUCAAUCCGCGCGACCCGCGUCACAACCCUGACGUUGCGCCCUGUCGGUGGCUGGACGAUGAUUAUGACUCGUCCCAGGGAGCAGCUUCGCCAAGGUCAAUUCGAUGGAUGCAGGAUCUUCCUAGAAGAUCUCUUCGAAGAGCUCAUAAAGGUUUACUUGCGCUAAGGUCGGGAAUACGCCGGCGACCCAUUGGCCCCCAACCUGUUGAAUUGGAUGAGUUUCCUAGCAAUUGGUCGGCGGACUCAGCGAGAGACUCCUUGGACCAACAGGCGCUGUUCUACUCAUCAACGGUGUCUGAGGCUAGUACUGCAGAGGAUAUCAACUUUGGAGCCGACCUGCAACGUAUCAGCUGCAAAUACCCUUCCGAACCGAAUGCCGACAUUAGCAAGUAUUUGCAGACCCUACCGCUUCCUUUCGCUUUUGAAGAAGAGACUUGCUCCCCAAAUGGCUUCACUGUACGUCACAGCCGCUCCGAGGCGGUCCUCGCUGCCUUCACACCCGAGACUCACCCAACAAAAGCGCCGAAUGGACUUCCCGUGAUGCUGCAAAGAGAAGCAUUUCAGGGAAAUCAUCAUCCAGCAGAAGUGCUAAAUGAGUUGGAUCAGGCCCCAGCGAGUCAUGGACCACGCACGGUCGCCGCUACCGCGUCAUUUCGACCCAAUAAUCCUAAUGAACUCAAACCAAGCGACAGCCUUGUGGAACUUAAGGACCAGGGUCUUGCUUCAGUGGAAUCUCCUUCGAUGAACAGCGCUCUUGGCUCGAAUCAGAAUUUGCAGCCUGUUACUCGUACGUACCCGGAAAUGUGCACUGCCUCAAGCUCCGCUCCCAGCAACUCGCGCAAGUCGAAAGCGCUUCGGAUGUCGAUCAAUCAGAUUAGCAAUUACAAGCCAGCCAUGACUCGCGCGAGCAAGGCCAAUCGCGUGUCUGAAACACCUCAGAUCAUAGACACCGAGUUGGCCAUGGAAUCUUUGAAGUUGUGUGACCGAUUGGAACGCAGCGACAGCCAAGCCUCAGAUAUGGAUCGACAGGGGUCCCAGAGCGAAUCGCCGUUCCAUAGCUUCAACCAAUCCGAAAAAGCACCCAUUGUGGCUAAUAAGCCUUGCGAGAACGAGAUCGAUUCUCAGAGAUCGUCACCCUCUGGAAAUCAAGUGUCGCGAUCUAUCGUGGCGGUUAGCCGCUCGGCGGAUCCUGACAAGGCGACACACGUAGUAGAUCAUGAGGCUGUUACCGCCAGCACCGCCGACGAGGCUGAAGAAACCAGACUCAUCCCCUUUGUAGAAGAUGACACGGCGGGACUCACUCAAAAUGAAGAGCGGUUUGCGCCUGAGAUGAGUCAGAUAUUAGAUGAUCAAUGGUGCACCGUUGAAACCGACGACUUGGCGUCACUUCUUGCUCUUAGAGAUGAGUACUUCCUUGUUGAUAAGUCAACUGAUGUCCGCCCCGACCGGGGUAACAAUGCGAUCAAGUCAGAGCGAAGCUUCACUGGUGAUGGAUGUUUAUAUAGUGGGCCUGGACUUGAUCGCCAUUCGUCAACUAGAACUCAAGGCAUUCCCGAAAUCGUGGGCCCGAGUUCAGCUAUACAAGUUCAGGUUCCGCGCGCAUCUCGCGCCGAGCGCGAGGCCAGUGACUCCACUGACGAGUAUAACUCUGACUAUCCUGCGAGGUUUUACUUCCAAUCAAGAUAACCUUACUCCGGUGUCAGCUCUACAUUGGUGGAUGAGAAGAUUUGACUAUAUUCUUACGUGCAUCCAUGAGACGCAUGGCCUCUCAUGACCUAGGAAGCGAAUCUUCCAAUACGGUCCUUGCCACCUGCCC
Aspergillus saccharolyticus JOP 1030-1 is the source of this 2215-nucleotide messenger RNA. RefSeq lists its product as uncharacterized. The record is from RefSeq and is a predicted model, not a curated record. The coding region runs from base 202 to 2085 and encodes 627 amino acids. The transcript is spliced from 2 exons. Lineage: Eukaryota; Fungi; Ascomycota; Eurotiomycetes; Eurotiales; Aspergillaceae.